CAUUUUGAACAAAAACGAGACAGAGGAAUUAAAAUUAUUCACCUCGGAAAAUCUUACCUUGAUUUGAAAUACUUGAAAAAUUUGUGUUCGGUAUCCAGCGAAGAAGCUAUGAUGAAAAUAGCUCAAAAUGAAAGGGAAUUUCAGAAGUUUAUAGAUUGCAAGAUGAGUCAAGAUAUUUUGGUCACAACGGUAAACGUUUUGGCUCACAUUUGUCAGGCAAAUUUUACAGAAGUCAUGACGAGAGUCUUGAGUCAAUCGUGCAGUGAUUCUUUUUUAUCCACUUUGGUAAAUUAUUUGGCAAAUUUACCAUUUGAAAGUUCAUCCGAUAAACUACGGAACCAAUCAUAUCAUGAAGAUGUAACACGAUUUUGGUCAAAUUUAAUUGAAUUUUUUCAAAAAGUCAAUGAGCUCAUGCCGCUUACCGCUAGUAACAAAUUGACAUCCGUUUUAAAAAAAAUCGAAGCAAUCAUUUCAAGCAUCGAAAUCAGUCAAAAGUACAAUAUAACAGACAAAGUAAAAGAUGGAAUAUCGAGUAUGAAAAACGAUUUAGAAAAAGAAAUCGAAAGAAUCGAAAGCAAAAUGACUGAUGAAAAAAAAAGAGAGGAAAAUGAGCCUGAACCACCUCAAAGUUUCAGAACUCUGAGUGUGAUACCAACAGUUGAAGAUUUAUUUAAUGAGGAAUUAUUUCUUAGAGCCUGCAAAGUUAAAGAUGCUUACGAUUCCGUGGACCAAUACUUGGACAUACAAUUCCGUUUGCUACGAGAAGAUUUCGUCAGGCCAUUACGUAACGGUAUCAAAGAGUACUUGCAAGGAGCACCAAAGCAUAGAAACAAUGACUUGCGUGUUUAUAAAAAUGCAAAAUUAAUACAUUCCGAGGCAAAGGCAUUAGAUACGGACAUUCAGCUGUACUUUGGUAAAUUGGAUUUCGUUGACUGGAAGCAUUCCAAGCGUCUCACGUAUGGGGGACUUUUACUUCUCAGCAAAGACAAUUUCAAGACGAUUAUUUUUGCAACAGUAGGAAACCGCGAUGAAAAAGAUCUGGUCGCAGGAUACAUAAAAAUCGUUCCUUGCAUGGGAAACUCCAUCGGACCCGACAUGUACAAUUGCAAUUUGGUCUUAUUGGAAUCAAAAAUAUACUUUGAGCCAUAUUUUGCUGUAUUGACAGCGAUGCAGAGAAUAGAUGAAAAAAAUUUUCCUAUGCAAAAUUACUUCAUCAAAAACCAAACCGAUCUUGAGAAACCUGCCUAUCUAGAGGACAUAGGUUUUUUAAAAUUCAAAGAUAAGUUUAUACUAGGCGUGUCAAAUGACUACAGUGACUGGCCAAGUGCUACCGAGUUGGAACUAGAUGAUUCACAAUAUCAGGCUUUCAAAAGUGCCAUUACUCAAAAGUUGGCCAUUAUUCAAGGACCCCCAGGGACUGGAAAAACUUUUUUGGCGCUACAAAUCGUUCAAGCUUUACUAGAAAACAAGUCCAAAUGGCUACAUUAUGGCCCCAUUGUUGUUGUUUGUCUGACAAAUCACGCACUGGAUCAGUUUUUGGAAGGAAUUCUUUGCCAUACGAAAUCAAUAGCUCGAGUAGGGAGUAGAUCGAAAAGUGAAAAUUUGGAGCCAUAUUCACUCAAAGAGCGACGAAAGGAUUUUUAUAAACACCCUGCAAAUUCUUAUAUGUCUCAACUAAGGUGGAUGAUUGGCGACCUUCUAAGAGAAAUCGAAGCAUUAAAUUUACGUAAAAAACAUUUAACUACGCCAGACGUUAUCGUAUCUUUGGAAGAUUUGCAAGAUGAAAUCAGAUUUUCAUUUAAUGGGACAGAAGAAUUAGUUUGGUGGCUCAUUAGAUCUGAAAAAGAAGAAUCUGAACAAGAUGUAAAAUUUUUCAUAUCUACAGACGAGACAGUUGAUCCUUUGGGUAUUAUGGACAAGAAAAUUGACCGAGUACAAGAAUAUAUUAAUCAAUUGAGUGAUGAUGAUUGUCUACCUUUCAGUCCCAUUUUAGAAUGGGAAAACUAUUUACAAAUAUUGAUGAGGAGCAAAGCAAUUAUCAAACGAGAGUUAAAUAAUCACCCAUUAAUCAGAAAAAACAGUCGGUCUUAUACUUAUAACCAGAAAUGGCAAUCGUAUUGGGAUUGGGUUGUAAAAAGCUAUAAUGAUGUAAAUGACGAGAUGGAUCGAUUGAUCGAAAAAUACCAUGAUUUGAAAGUAAGAUUAGAUGAAAUAAAACACAUGGCAGAUUUGGAAGUAAUGAAAGGACACGAAAUCGUGGGACUAACAACGACUCGAGCUGCCAAGAUACAAUCUUCAUUGCGAGCUCUACGAGCGCCUAUAGUACUGGUAGAAGAGGCUGCCGAAAUCUUGGAAGCUCACGUUGUGUGUGCAAUGACAAAUCACUGCAAGCAAGUAAUAUUGAUCGGAGAUCACAAGCAAUUACGUCCCAAGGCAUCUGUACACGAGCUAGGAUCGAAAUACAAUUUGAACGUAUCGUUGUUCGAGCGAAUGGUGAACAUCAGGGGUGAGUGCCCCCAGUUAGCUCACCAGCACCGAAUGCGCCCUGAAAUCGCAAAAUUGGUGUCCCCGAUUUACGAAAAACUGUACAAUCACGAAUCUGUUUUGAACUAUCCACGUGUCAAAGGAUUGGACAAAAAUUUUUUUUUUCUCAAUCACGCGUCAACGGAAGAAAAUCACAAUAUUGACGACAGUUGGGUAAACCAACACGAGGUCGAGUUUUUCUCUGCGUUUGCCAAGCAUUUAUUGAUGCAAGGCUACAGCUCGGAUGACAUAACUAUUCUUUGUACAUACACGGGGCAGUUAUUUGCUUUCAUGAAUGAGACAAAAAAGCAUGAACUCCUAAGACGCGUGAGGGUUACCACUGUGGACAAUUUUCAAGGUGAAGAAAGUAAAAUAAUACUGUUAUCUUUGGUCCGCAAUAAUGGACAGGGCAAUAUUGGAUUCUUGAAGGAAGAAAACCGGGUGUGCGUGGCUCUGUCGCGUGCCCGCGAGGGUCUAUACGUAAUGGGGAAUAUGAACGAUCUUCUAGUGAAUAAUGAUAUUUGGCCCAAGGUGAAGAAAGUGCUUGAAGAUGAGAACGCUAUAGGAGAUUACAUAAGAAUAAGAUGCCAAAUCCAUCGAGAUCAGUUUUUUGAGGUAAGAAAAGCGGAAGAUUUCAAGCAAAGUCCCGAGGGAGGCUGUUCAAAAAAAUGUGAUCUAUUGUUGUCGUGCGGACAUGUGUGUACCAAUGUAUGCCAUAUACUUGAUCGAGAGCACAUUAAGUAUCGAUGCAAGCAAAAGUGCGUUAAAAGUUGUCCGAAUGAUCAUCCCUGUCCAUUAUUGUGUUGGCAAGGCUGUGUCCCGUGUUUGGUCAAUGUUGAACGUACACUUAAAUGCGGACACACCGUAAAAAUGCCAUGUUCAUUUGAAGCUGACUCAUUUCCUUGCCCUGUUAAGAUCGACGUAACAUUACCAGUUUGUGAUCAUAAUAUGGAAAAGCCAUGCUACGUUUCUAUCGAUAAAGUUGAGUGUACCUACGAAUGUGAAAUUCGUUUGGACUGUGGACAUGCGUGUAUAAAGAAAUGUCACGUCCACUUUGACCCUGAUCACCUCGAGUACGAAUGUUACAAAGAUUGCACCAAAAAAAAUGCAGAUUGCACAGGGGACCAUUUGUGCAAAAAAAAAUGUUUCGAAAAUUGCGAUCCCUGUCCUGUGCUUGUCGACAAAGUACGUUCAUGUGGGCAUCAUUAUAAAAAAGUGGCGUGUUCUUUGGACGUGGAAAAAAUAUACUGCGAGCGGAAAUGUGAUAGGGAGAUGAAUUGCGGUCAUAAAUGCCAACUAAAAUGUUCAGAUGAGUGUAAAAAUUGUCCUGAGAAAGUAUUGAAAGAAAGUUCUUGCGGACACUUGAUACAAGUCUCAUGCUGUCAAGAGGCUACUUCAUCGAAAUGUAACAAAAAUUGUAAAAAAACUUUACCAUGCGGUCAUGAGUGCCGUAGGAAAUGUAAAGAGUCGUGUACGGUAAACUGCAAAGUCAUGAUACAACUGAGCGAACCAGGGAUGUGUGGCCAUAUUCUGUCAGUCCCGUGCUAUUUGAAAAAUUAUGAUCCCAGGUCACGUGAAUUCCUGAAGUACUGUAAACAACCGUGUGGCUAUAAGUUAGCUUGCACUCAUAAUUGUAAAGGAAAUUGUGGAAGCUGUUUCCAAGGCCGCAUACACGUCGCUUGUAGCGAGCCCUGCCGUAACAUAUUUAUUUGCGGACACGCAUGUAAAAUUGCCUGUAAUCAAGAGUGCCAGCCGUGCACUCAAAAAUGUGAACUGAAAUGUCCUCAUAACAAAUGCGGUAAAAAAUGUGGAAUACCAUGCGUACCAUGCAAAGAAAAGUGUAGAAGAAGCUGCGUACAUCAAUCCUGUAACAAAAGAUGUUAUGAACCGUGCGGUGUAGAACCUUGUAACGAACCGUGUAAGCGCGCGUUAAAAUGUGGCCAUCCAUGCGUUGGUUUUUGUGGGGAUGUUUGCCCUCGUCUGUGUAGAGUUUGCAACUAUGAAAAAUUGUCAGAAAUCUUUUUAGGAAACGAAGAUGAUCCGAAUGCAAGAUUUGUUUUUCUACCGGAUUGUAAGCAUUGCAUUGAAAGUAAAGGGUUAAUGGAAUGGAUCAAACCUUUAUCCCAGAAUGAUGAUGAACCCGUGGAAAUAAAAACACCAACUUGUCCACGGUGUAAGACUCCCAUCAAGAGUUGCAUGAGAAUCAUGGAUCAAAUUAAGAAAGAUUUGAAGAAUGUGAUGGCCGUAAAAAGCCUACUGUUUUCUAAUAAUAAAACAGAUACAGAGGCAAGACGAAAGGAAUACUUGCAAACUUUAAAAAUGAUAGAAAGUGAUACAUAUGUCGAAGAAUUUGUCUACUUUCAAAUUUAUGUCCAUUCAUUGGGGACAUUAGGAGCACCAGUAAAAAAUAAAAAGAAGCAGUAUUUCAGCAUCAAUGAAAUGAAUGCCUUUGCAAAUAUUUUGGACAUUAUAACUGAUGUCUCAAAUGUUUUAAAAAAAAUUCAGAAAGUCGAUAUCUCUUUGGAGUUUAUACAAAACCAAGUUAAGUUCUUGGUUGGGACACUUCCAAACAAAUUACAGAUUUCCAAGCAGAACCUCGAUGAUAUACAAUUAGAAAUCAGACGUUUGCAUUUAAUGGUUCAAGUUUACAAUAUAUUCUCCGAAAGCCAAUGGAUAGUAUCAGAAAAUCAGAAAGAAUUUGAGCUUUUGAUAGAUAGAUUGUCAGAUGUCAAAAGAUUCACCGAGAACAUUGAAACAGAAUUAAUAACAAAUUCUAUGGAGUUGAACGAGCGAAACAAAAGUGAAUCGCUCAUUGAGCGAAAAAACAUCAUAAAAGCCGUAGGUCUCACACAGGGGCAUUGGUUCAAGUGUCCAAAUGGUCACUACUAUGCUAUAGGUGAAUGCGGUGGAGCAAUGCAACGAUCAAAAUGCAUCGAGUGCAAAGCCUCUAUUGGGGGUGAAAAUCAUCAUAUUGAUCCAAACAAUACUUUGGCGCCAGAACUUGAUGAGCUGUUAAUGCAGCAUCGUUAGAGUUUAAGAUUACUUUAUAUUUUUCUCAACUAAGCUAUGAACACCUUUCUUUUAUAUAUCCUUAACAAUUAAUAAAUUUUAUUUUUGCGUC
Molecule: messenger RNA, 5644 nt
Organism: Copidosoma floridanum
Lineage: Eukaryota; Metazoa; Arthropoda; Insecta; Hymenoptera; Encyrtidae
Product: NFX1-type zinc finger-containing protein 1-like
Biological process (GO): regulatory ncRNA-mediated heterochromatin formation
Cellular component (GO): nuclear RNA-directed RNA polymerase complex; nucleus
Molecular function (GO): zinc ion binding; helicase activity
Source: RefSeq, a predicted model, not a curated record